CGCGCCCGCCGAGGGGCAGGGGUCCGGGCUGCGCCGGCGGGGCAGGUGGGCUCGCCUAUGGGACUUUCCAAAAGCAGGCACGAACUCGGGAAAGGGAAGGAGCCGCAGACGGGGCGCACCUAUUCAGUCCCAAAGACCGCGGAAAGGCCGGUGGACAGGGCUUCACAAGCGUCUGAGAAAACUCCAGACAUCCAGCCUGCAGAGAGCUUACAGGAGAAGAAGGAAGCAGCUGAGCGGCAGUGGCCUUCGUCUGAAGUGGAAGGUAGGACACGCCCAGGAGGAGACGGAAUCGGAGAGAAACCUGCUGUAAAUUCAGAAAAGAAGAAAUUUGCCAUCCCACAGAUUGUCAUCGCCACAGCCUCAAAAGAGACUCUGAUCAGCUACGGUUCCAUGGCCAUGGAGGAACAGAGGACCAUUCGGGAACAGGCUGAACAGCUGAACAGGGCCCCUACAACCGACAUCGGAACCCCAGUAUGGUAGAUGCCUACAAUUUACAGACCAACGAAUAAACAGGCACCGCAGUAUCUGCGGUCCGAGUCUCAGUGGUGACAGCAAAGGGCCACCCUGUCCUGUGGAAAGCUGCAGGUGCCCUUCAGUAACCGAGGCUCCCCCAGGCUUCUCCAAGCUGCAGGCAGCUCGGCUCUGGGGUAGUCAGGGAAGAGCUGACCCCGAUGGUGCUGGCUGGCUGUGCAGAGGGAUGAACAGGUCACUGACUCUGGAUGGGCCAGAACCCUUCCUGCCUGCUCCUGAAGGAGGGCGGUGUGAGCACGGAGCAGGUACAGUGAAGGAGGUGCCUCCUGCCCUUAAACUAGAGGUUGGACUCUGAGGAGGAAACCUUAAGGUGUUAGGCCCCAGAACAGGGAAGUGCACAGUCAUCUUGGAGGAUCCAAGGGCUCCUAGCUUGAGUAUUAAGGAUGCAAGACAUUAUAGGGUCCAGAAGAUCCUAUAAUGGGAGUGGUGGCAAUCGCACCACUCAGAACUGUGGAAGUGGCUUUGUCAGAGCUUCCCGGUAGAAGGUGAGUUGAACUGACAGCUUCCCGUCUUCCCGGCUGUGUGUGAGAGCUCCCGGUGGGGAGGGGCCGUUCAGGGGAGCCUCAGCUGUUCCAUGCCCACCAGCAGCCUCGGUCAGAGUCCGCUCUCCUCGGGGGAGGCUGGAGAGAGUGCCCUGCCCUGUGUGAGCUCACACGUUUCGUCUGGUGACAGCACACGGCAGCUGCCUUCACUCCUGGAAUGACCAGCAGGCCGUCUGUCUGCUGCUGCUGGUCAUGUUCUUUCAGGAGUGAACAGUACAAAGGACUGCCAAUCCAUGAGUUUUGGAAAAACCCAAGAAGAAGGAAGUCUCAUACUGACGCAGCUUCUUAACACGCUCUCAACGUUGUUGUCUGUAUGUAUUUAGUACAUUUAUUUAUAUAUUCUGACCGCCACGACUAAAUAUUCAAAAAGAAAAAUCAAGCCCAUACAAAGGUGAAUUUGAUCCCAUAGGGUCAGCACGCCUCUCCUUCUCUACAAUUUCCAGGAGCUGUUGCAUUUCUAUUAUUUGACCUAGAAAUUGCCCUCCUCCUACCCCUGCCCUGAGUGUCUCAAACAAAUAAUCCAAAAAGUAUACUUACCGUGGCAUUACUUCUAAUCUCAUUAUUAGCUAUAAGUUUAGCUUAUCAGAAUUCAAAAAAGACCAGAAUGAACUCA
Hippopotamus amphibius kiboko is the source of this 1686-nucleotide messenger RNA. RefSeq names its product spermatogenesis associated 33 (gene SPATA33). Lineage: Eukaryota; Metazoa; Chordata; Mammalia; Artiodactyla; Hippopotamidae. The record is from RefSeq and is a predicted model, not a curated record. Gene Ontology annotation, cellular component: nucleus; cytoplasm. Bases 58 to 480 code for a protein of 140 amino acids. The transcript is spliced from 3 exons.